AAAUUGAUAACAAUAGUAACAAUAUUGUAUAUAUCAUUUUAAUUUAUAAUACAAAAUGGCAUUACGAGUGUUAUCGUUAUUAUAUAUAAAUCGUACUUUUAUGAGAUAUGGAUUAACAAAAAGAUUUUUCGCAAAUACGGAUAAAGAAACUAAAGAAGAUGGUGAAAUAAUAGUAAGAAAAAUCAAAACUGAUUUGGUAUCUAAAGAAGAAAAAUUAGCUCAAGAAGCUAGAAAGGAAGCUGUAAUUAUUGUAUCAGAUGCUGAAGAUGUUGGUAUUUGUUCAGGAGUUCCAGAAGAACAUAUAAAGUCUCGUACAGUUCGUAUUUAUUGUCCUGCAAAAAAUGCUAUGCAGUCUGGAACAAAUAAUAUAAAUCAUUGGCAAAUAGACUUUGAUACACGUGAACGUUGGGAGAAUCCUCUUAUGGGAUGGACUUCAACUGGAGAUCCUUUGUCUAAUCUUCAUGUGGCAUUUGCUACAAAGGAAGAAGCUAUUGCACAUUGUAAUAAAAUGAAAUGGAAAUAUUAUAUUCAAAAUCCAAAUAUUAAUAAUCCUAAGCCUCGUAGCUAUGGUACUAAUUUUUCAUGGAAUAAACGUACCAGAGUUUCAACUAAAUAAAGAAUUAAUUUAUUAGAGAGAUUA
Molecule: messenger RNA, 640 nt
Organism: Apis laboriosa (Himalayan honeybee)
Lineage: Eukaryota; Metazoa; Arthropoda; Insecta; Hymenoptera; Apidae
Gene: ND-18
Product: NADH dehydrogenase [ubiquinone] iron-sulfur protein 4, mitochondrial
Exons: 3
Coding region: 56-616 (186 amino acids)
Biological process (GO): electron transport chain
Source: RefSeq, a predicted model, not a curated record